Caenorhabditis bovis is the source of this 666-nucleotide messenger RNA. The record is from the annotation of a GenBank genome assembly. Lineage: Eukaryota; Metazoa; Nematoda; Chromadorea; Rhabditida; Rhabditidae.
AUGAUGAAGCGCAUCGGUCGGCUGAUGGCGGCGAGCCGCGCGAUGUGCUCGUCGUCGGCGGAAGCCGGCAAAUACGAGCGCAAAACCGCAAUGGAGCACGUUUUACUGCGACCCGACACCUAUAUUGGUGGGGUUGGAGUUCGCGAGGAGCAGGAAAUAUGGAUCUACAAUCGAAAUUCGCGGCGAAUGGAGCCGCGUGUGCUCACCUACCCGCCGGGUCUCAUCAAGAUCUUCGAUGAGAUUCUAGUGAACGCGGCGGAUAACAAAAUGCGAGAUCCGUCGAUGAAUCGGCUCGAAGUUGAAAUUGAUAGACGAUCGGGUCGAAUCGGCGUGUGGAAUAACGGAAAAGGGCUGCCGGUUGAGAUUCAUCCCACCGAGCGCAUCUAUGUGCCGACGCUCGUUUUCGGCAAUUUGUUCACAUCGUCCAAUUAUGAUGAUUCGGAGGUUAAAGUUGUCGGCGGUCGAAACGGCUACGGUGCGAAAUUGUGCAAUAUUUUCUCGAAAGAAUUUGUCGUCGAGACGGUCGACUCGAAACGGCGCAAAAAAUUCCGACAGCGUUGGUACGACAACAUGCGAAAUGUUGACGAAGCGAUUGUCGAAGAGUGCACAAAUUGCGAUGAUUACACAAAGAUUAUAUCGAUUUUUCUGAUGCGUAAUUUGGGUUAA